ACCGGUGUCGUGUGCGUGUGGAGUAUCUGCAGACAUGACUGCGUGGAGGAAAUUCGAGUCGCUGCUCCUGCUCCUGUGCUCGGGGCUCCUCACUGCAGCUAAGGGUCAAAACUGUGGAGGCUUAGUCCAAGGUCCCAAUGGCACCAUCGAGAGCCCAGGGUUCCCUCACGGUUACCCCAACUACGCGAACUGCACCUGGAUCAUCAUCACAGGAGAGCGUAAUAGGAUACAGCUGUCCUUCCACACCUUUGCUCUGGAAGAGGAUUUUGAUAUUUUAUCCGUGUACGACGGACAGCCCCAGCAAGGGAAUCUAAAAGUGAGGCUAUCGGGAUUUCAGCUGCCUUCCUCGAUAGUGAGCACAGGAUCUAUCCUCACUCUGUGGUUCACGACAGACUUCGCUGUGAGCGCCCAAGGUUUUAAAGCACUCUAUGAAGUUUUACCUAGCCACACGUGUGGGAACCCUGGAGAAAUAGUGAAAGGCGUCCUCCACGGAACAAGAUUCAACAUAGGAGACAAAAUCCGGUACACCUGCCUCUCGGGCUACGUCUUGGAAGGUCACGCCAUCCUGACUUGCAUCGUCAGCCCCGGGAACGGUGCAUCGUGGGACUUCCCGGCUCCUUUUUGCAGAGCUGAAGGGGCCUGUGGAGGAACCUUGCGGGGAACCAGCAGCUCCAUCUCCAGCCCCCACUUCCCCUCUGAGUAUGAAAACAAUGCUGACUGUACCUGGACCAUCCUCGCGGAGCCAGGGGACACCAUCGCGCUGGUCUUCACUGACUUCCAGCUGGAAGAAGGGUACGACUUCUUAGAGAUCAGCGGGACAGAAGCCCCGUCUAUAUGGCUAACUGGUAUGAACCUCCCCUCUCCUGUCAUCAGCAGCAAGAACUGGCUGCGACUCCACUUCACCUCGGACAGCAACCACCGACGCAAGGGCUUCAACGCUCAGUGUCAAGUGAAAAAGGCAAUCGAAUUGAAGUCGAGAGGUGUCAAGAUGCUGCCUAGCAAGGACAGCAGCCCCAAAAACUCCGUCUUGAGCCAAGGAGGUGUGGCUUUGGUCUCUGACAUGUGUCCAGAUCCUGGGAUUCCAGAAAACGGCAGAAGAGCAGGUUCUGACUUCAGGGUUGGUGCAAACGUUCAGUUCUCCUGUGAAGACAAUUAUGUGCUCCAGGGAUCCAAGAGCAUCACCUGUCAGAGAGUAACAGAGACGCUCGCUGCUUGGAGUGACCACCGGCCCAUCUGCAGAGCUAGAACGUGCGGAUCGAAUCUGCGUGGACCCAGUGGUGUCAUCACCUCCCCCAAUUACCCAGUUCAGUAUGAAGACAAUGCACACUGCGUGUGGGUCAUCACGACAACCGACCCAGACAAGGUCAUCAAGCUCGCCUUUGAAGAGUUUGAGCUGGAAAGAGGCUAUGACACCCUGACAGUCGGUGACGCCGGGAAAGUGGGGGACACCAGAUCCGUCUUGUAUGUGCUCACAGGAUCCAGUGUCCCUGACCUCAUUGUGAGCAUGAGCAACCAGAUGUGGUUACAUCUGCAGUCGGACGACAGCAUUGGCUCCCCUGGAUUUAAAGCGGUUUACCAAGAAAUUGAAAAGGGUGGAUGUGGGGAUCCUGGGGUCCCCGCCUACGGGAAGCGGACGGGCAGCAGUUUUCUCCACGGGGACACACUCACCUUUGAGUGCCAGGCAGCCUUUGAGCUGGUUGGGGAGAGAGUCAUCACCUGUCAGCAGAACAAUCAGUGGUCUGGGAACAAGCCCAGCUGUGUUUUUUCAUGUUUCUUCAACUUUACGGCUGCAUCUGGCAUUAUCCUGUCACCCAAUUACCCAGAGGAGUAUGGUAACAACAUGAACUGUGUGUGGCUGAUUAUAUCUGAGCCGGGGAGUAGAAUUCACCUCAUCUUUAAUGAUUUUGACGUGGAGCCUCAAUUUGACUUUCUGGCGGUCAAAGAUGAUGGGAUUUCUGACAUAACAGUCCUGGGUACCUUUUCCGGCAAUGAAGUGCCUUCCCAGCUGGCGAGCAGCGGGCACGUGGUUCGCCUGGAGUUUCAGUCGGAUCAUUCCACCACCGGCAGGGGUUUCAACAUCACCUACACCACAUUUGGUCAGAAUGAAUGCCAUGAUCCCGGCAUUCCUGUAAAUGGACGGCGCUUUGGUGACCGGUUUCUACUUGGUAGCUCAGUGUCCUUCCACUGUGAUGACGGUUUUGUCAAGACCCAGGGAUCGGAGUCCAUCACCUGCAUCUUGCAGGACGGGAAUGUGGUCUGGAGCUCCACUGUUCCCCGCUGUGAAGCUCCAUGUGGUGGACACCUGACAGCUUCCAGUGGUGUCAUUUUGCCUCCUGGAUGGCCGGGAUAUUAUAAAGAUUCUUUAAAUUGUGAAUGGAUAAUUGAAGCAAAACCAGGCCAUUCUAUUAAAAUAACUUUCGAUAGAUUUCAGACUGAAGUCAACUAUGACACUCUGGAGGUCAGAGACGGGCCGGCCAGCUCAUCCCCGCUGAUUGGGGAGUACCAUGGCACGCAAGCCCCUCAGUUCCUCAUCAGCACCGGGAACUUCAUGUACCUCCUAUUCACCACGGACAACAGCCGCUCCAAUGUUGGUUUCCUCAUCCACUACGAGAGUGUCACUCUGGAGUCCGACUCCUGCCUUGACCCAGGGAUCCCUGUGAAUGGCCAUCGCCAUGGCAGCAAUUUUGGCAUCAGGUCCACAGUGACGUUCAGCUGCGACCCAGGGUACACCCUGAGUGACAACGAGCCCCUGCUGUGUGAGCGAAACCAUCAGUGGAACCACGCACUGCCCAGCUGUGACGCCCUAUGUGGAGGCUACAUUCAUGGGAAAAGUGGAACAGUCCUUUCUCCUGGGUUUCCAGAUUUUUAUCCGAAUUCUCUAAACUGUACCUGGACCAUUGAAGUGUCUCAUGGAAAAGGGGUUCAGAUGAUCUUUCACACCUUUCACCUGGAGAGCUCCCAUGACUAUUUGCUGAUCACAGAGGACGGAAGUUUCUCCGAGCCCGUUGCCAGGCUCACUGGGUCGGUCUUGCCUCAUACUAUUAAGGCAGGUUUAUUUGGAAACUUCACUGCUCAGCUCCGAUUUAUAUCAGACUUUUCCAUCUCCUAUGAGGGCUUCAAUAUCACAUUUUCAGAGUAUGACCUGGAGUCGUGUGAUGAUCCUGGAGUCCCUGCCUUCAGCCGGAGAAUCGGCUUCCACUUUGGCGUUGGAGAUGCUCUGACCUUCUCCUGCUUCCCGGGAUAUCGCCUAGAAGGUGCCACCAAGCUUACGUGCCUGGGCGGAGGCCGUCGUGUGUGGAGCGCACCUCUGCCAAGGUGUGUGGCUGAAUGUGGAGCAAGUGUCAAAGGAAAUGAAGGCACAUUACUGUCUCCAGAUUUUCCAUCCAAUUAUGAUAAUAACCACGAAUGUAUCUAUAAAAUAGAAACAGAGGCCGGCCAGGGGAUCCAUCUCAGAGCACGCAGCUUUCAGCUGGUUGAAGGAGAUAUUUUAAAGGUGUACGAUGGGAAAGAUAGUUCCUCCCGUCUGCUGGGAACCUUCACUAAAAACGAGCUCAUGGGGCUGACUCUGAACAGCACGUCCAACCACCUGUGGCUGGAGUUCAACACCAACGGAUCUGACACUGACCAAGGCUUUCAGCUCACCUACACCAGUUUUGAUCUAGUCAAGUGUGAGGACCCAGGCAUCCCUAACUAUGGCUACAGGAUCCGUGACGAGGGCCACUUCACUGACACCGUGGUUCUUUACAGCUGUAACCCGGGGUACGCCAUGCACGGCAGCAACACCCUGACCUGUUUGAGUGGGGAUAGGAGAGUAUGGGACAAGCCACUGCCUUCGUGCGUAGCGGAAUGUGGUGGUCGGAUCCAUGCUGCCACGUCAGGACGAAUAUUGUCUCCUGGCUACCCAGCUCCAUAUGACAACAACCUCCACUGCACCUGGAUUAUAGAGGCAGAUGCAGGGAAAACAAUUAGCCUCCACUUCAUCGUCUUUGACACCGAGACGGCCCACGACAUCCUCAAGGUGUGGGAUGGACCCGUGGACAGCAACAUCCUUCUGAAGGAGUGGAGCGGCUCUGCCCUGCCCGAGGACACUCACAGCACCUUCAACUCGCUCACCCUGCAGUUCGACAGCGACUUCUUCAUCAGCAAGUCCGGCUUCUCCAUCCAGUUCUCAACAUCAAUUGCAUCCACCUGCAAUGAUCCAGGAAUGCCCCCCAAUGGUACCCGCUACGGGGACAGCCGAGAGGCUGGAGACACCAUCACGUUCCAGUGUGACCCUGGGUAUCAGCUUCAAGGUCAAGCCAAAAUCACCUGUGUGCAGCUGAACAGCCGGUUCUUCUGGCAGCCGGACCCCCCCACGUGCAUAGCGGCUUGUGGAGGGAAUCUGACGGGCCCAGCGGGGGUUAUUUUAUCACCCAACUACCCACAGCCAUAUCCUCCUGGGAAAGAAUGUGACUGGAAGAUAAAAGUCAACCCAGACUUUGUCAUCGCCUUGAUAUUCAAAAGUUUCAACAUGGAGCCCAGCUAUGACUUCCUGCACAUCUAUGAAGGGGAGGAUUCCAACAGCCCACUCAUCGGGAGCUUCCAGGGCUCGCAAGCCCCGGAGAGAAUAGAGAGUAGCGGAAACAGCCUCUUUCUGGCGUUUCGGAGUGAUGCCUCAGUGGGCUUGUCGGGAUUCGCCAUUGAGUUUAAAGAGAAGCCCCGGGAAGCUUGUUUUGACCCUGGAAAUAUAAUGAAUGGCACAAGAAUUGGAACAGACUUCAAACUCGGCUCGACCGUCACGUACCAGUGUGACUCUGGCUACAAGGUUGUGGACCCCUCGUCCAUCAUGUGUGUGAUUGGAGCCGACGGGAAACCGUCCUGGAACCGCGCGCUGCCCUCCUGCCACGCGCCCUGUGGAGGUCAGUACACGGGGUCGGAAGGGGUAGUUUUAUCACCAAACUACCCUCAUAAUUACACAGCUGGUCAAGUGUGUCUCUACUCCAUAACCGUGCCAAAGGAGUUUGUGGUGUUUGGACAGUUCGCCUAUUUCCAGACGGCACUGAACGACCUGGCAGAGUUAUUCGACGGAACACACGUGCAGGCCAGACUUCUCAGCUCGCUCUCGGGGUCUCAUUCAGGUGAAACCUUACCUUUGGCUACGUCGAAUCAAAUUCUGCUCCGAUUCAGUGCAAAGAGUGGGGCCUCUGCCCGGGGCUUCCACUUCGUGUAUCAAGCUGUUCCUCGAACAAGCGACACCCAGUGCAGCUCUGUGCCUGAGCCCAGAUAUGGAAGGAGAAUUGGUUCUGAGUUUUCUGCAGGUUCCAUUGUCCGAUUUGAGUGCAACCCAGGCUACCUCCUGCAGGGUUCCACGGCACUCCUCUGUCAGUCAGUACCUAAUGCUCUGGCACAGUGGAAUGACACAAUCCCCAGCUGCGUGGUCCCCUGCAGUGGCAAUUUCACUCAGCGGAGAGGUACAAUUCUGUCCCCUGGCUACCCUGAGCCAUAUGGUAACAACUUAAAUUGCAUAUGGAAGAUCACAGUGACAGAAGGGUCGGGAAUCCAGAUCCAAGUAAUAAGCUUUGCCACAGAGCAGAACUGGGACUCCCUGGAGAUCCAUGAUGGUGGAGACGCAGCAGCACCCAGGCUGGGAAGCUUCUCAGGAACCACGGUGCCGGCUCUGCUGAACAGCACGUCCAACCAGCUCUACCUGCGUUUCCAGUCCGACAUCAGCGUGGCGGCCGCUGGCUUUCACCUGGAAUACAAAACUGUGGGUCUUGCUGCGUGCCAAGAGCCCACCGUGCCCAGCAACGGCAUCAAAAUAGGAGAUCGGUACAUGGUGAACGACGUGCUGUCCUUCCAGUGCGAGCCCGGGUACACCUUGCAGGGCCGUUCCCACAUCUCGUGUAUGCCGGGGACUGUUCGACGUUGGAACUACCCUUCUCCCCUCUGCAUCGCCACCUGUGGAGGGACCCUGACCAGCACGCAGGGCGUGAUCCUGAGCCCUGGAUUUCCAGGCUCUUACCCCAACAACCUAGACUGCACCUGGAGCAUCUCUUUGCCCGUUGGUUACGGUGCUCAUAUUCAGUUCCUGAACUUUUCUACUGAAGCGAAUCACGACUACCUAGAAAUCCAGAAUGGCCCUUACCACACCAGCCCCACCAUCGGGCAGUUCAGCGGGGCCGACUUGCCCGCGGCUCUGCUCAGCACCACGCACGAGACACGCAUCCACUUUUACAGCGACCAUUCCCAGAACCGGCAAGGGUUUAAACUCGCUUACCAAGCCUAUGAAUUGCAGAACUGUCCAGAGCCGCCCCCAUUUCAGAAUGGGUACAGGAUCAACUCGGAUUACAGUGUAGGACAGUCGGUAUCCUUCGAGUGUUACCCUGGGUACAUCCUGAUCGGCCAGCCUGUCCUCACCUGCCAGCAUGGGACAAACAGAAACUGGAACCAUCCCUUUCCAAGAUGUGAUGCUCCUUGUGGCUAUAAUGUAACAUCUCAGAAUGGCACCAUCUACUCUCCGGGGUUUCCAGAUGAAUACCCAAUUUUGAAGGAUUGCGUUUGGCUUAUCACGGUGCCUCCAGGGCACGGCAUUUACAUCAACUUCACCUUGUUACAGACGGAAGCCGUUAAUGAUUAUAUUGCUGUUUGGGAUGGUCCAGACCAGAACUCACCUCAGCUGGGUGUUUUCAGCGGGAACACAGCCCUGGAAACGGCCUACAGUUCCACCAACCAGGUCCUGCUCAAGUUCCACAGUGACUUUUCAAAUGGAGGCUUUUUUGUCCUCAAUUUUCACGCAUUUCAGCUCAAGAAAUGCCCACCUCCUCCAGCCGUUCCCCAGGCAGAAAUGCUCAGAGAGGAUGAUGACUUUGAAAUAGGAGACUUUGUGCAGUACCAGUGCCAUCCGGGGUACACCUUGGUGGGAACCGACACUCUGACCUGUAAGCUCAGCGCCCAGUUGCAGUUCGAGGGUUCCCUCCCAACAUGUGAAGCACAAUGCCCAGCAAAUGAAGUCCGGACAGAGUCAUCUGGAGUAAUUCUCAGCCCAGGGUAUCCAGGCAACUAUUUUAACUCCCAGACAUGCUCUUGGAGCAUUAAAGUGGAACCAAACUAUAACAUUACCAUCUUUGUGGACACGUUUCAAAGUGAAAAGCAAUUUGAUGCCCUGGAAGUAUUUGAUGGCUCUUCUGGACAAAGCCCGCUGCUGGUCGUGCUAAGUGGGAACCACACUGAGCAGUCGAACUUUACAAGCAAGAGUAAUCAGUUAUACCUCCGCUGGUCCACUGAUCAUGCAACCAGCAAGAAAGGAUUCAAGAUUCGAUAUGCAGCACCUUACUGCAGCUUGGCCCUCAGCCUGAAGGAUGGUGGCAUUGUAAACAGGACCGCAGGGGCAGUUGGAAGUCAAGUGCAUUAUUUUUGCAAGCCUGGGUACCGACUGAUCGGCCACAGCAAUGCGAGCUGUCGACGGAACCCGCUCGGCACGUAUCAAUGGGACGCCCUCCCACCACUCUGCCAGGCUGUGUCCUGUGGAAUCCCGGAAUCCCCAGGAAAUGGUUCAUUUACGGGUAAUGAGUUCACGUUGGAUGGUAAGGUGACCUAUGAAUGUAAUGAGGGCUUUAAGCUGGAUGCCAGUCAACCAGCCACCGCAGUGUGCCAGGAAGACGGGCUGUGGAGCAACAAAGGGAGGCCGCCUACUUGUAAACCGGUGCCGUGCCCCAGUGUGGAAGCUCAGCUCUCAGAACACGUCAUCUGGAGACUGGUUUCGGGCUCUCUGAAUGAGUACGGAGCUCAAGUGCUCCUGAGCUGCAGUCCGGGUUACUACUUAGAGGGCCAAAGACUCAUUCAGUGCCAAGCUAACGGGACGUGGAGCGUGGAGGACGAGAGGCCAAGCUGCAAGGUUAUCUCAUGUGGGAGCCUGCCUUUUCCCCCAAACGGUAACAAGAUUGGGACGUUGAAGGUCUACGGAGCCACGGCAAUAUUUACAUGUAACACGGGCUACACACUGGUGGGCUCCCACGUACGGGAGUGCUUAGCCAACGGGCUCUGGAGCGGGAUGGAAACUCGGUGUCUGGCCGGCCACUGUGGCUCCCCAGACCCCAUCGUGAACGGCCACAUCAGCGGGGAUGGCUUCAGCUACAGAGACACCGUGGUGUACCAGUGCAACCCCGGCUUCCGGCUUGUGGGAACGUCUGUGAGGAUAUGCUUGCAAGACCACAAAUGGUCUGGGCAAACUCCCGUUUGUGUCUCCAUCACGUGUGGUCACCCUGGAAACCCUGCCCAUGGAUCCACCAAUGGCAGCGAGUUCAACCUGAAUGACGUUGUAAACUUCACCUGCCACACGGGCUAUCUGCUGCAGGGCGCGUCCCGAGCCCAGUGUCGGAGCAACGGCCAGUGGAGCAGCCCUUUGCCCACGUGUCGAGUGGUGAACUGUUCGGAUCCAGGCUUUGUGGAAAACGCCAUUCGUCCUGGGCAGCAGAACUUCCCCAAGAGUUUUGAAUAUGGGAUGAGUGUCCUGUAUCAUUGCAAAAAGGGGUUUUACCUGUUGGGAUCUUCUGCCUUAACCUGUACGGCCAACGGCUUAUGGGAUCGUUCUUUGCCCAAAUGUCUGGCUAUAUCAUGUGGACAUCCAGGUGUUCCUGCCAAUGCUAUCCUGACUGGGGAACUGUUCACAUACGGGGCCACAGUUCACUACUCCUGCAAAGGGGGCCACAGUCUUGUAGGCAACAACUCCAGAGUCUGCCAAGAAGACAGUCACUGGAGUGGAACUCUGCCCCACUGCACAGGAAAUGAUCCUGGAUUUUGUGGAGAUCCAGGGACCCCAGCACACGGCUCUCGGCUGGGGGAUGAAUUUAAGGUGAAGAACCUUCUUCGCUUCUCCUGUGAAGUUGGGUACCAGCUACGGGGCUCCCCCGAGCGGACAUGUCUGCUCAACGGGUCAUGGUCAGGACUGCAACCUGAGUGUGAGGCUGUGUCCUGUGGCAAUCCUGGCACUCCCACCAAUGGCAUGAUCGUCAGCAGUGACGGGGUGCUGUUCUCCAGCUCUGUCAUCUACGCCUGCUGGGAGGGCUACCACACCUCGGGGCUGAUGACCCGGCACUGCACCGCCAAUGGGACCUGGACCGGCACAGCCCCCGAUUGCACAAUUAUAAGUUGUGGGGAUCCAGGCACCUUGGCAAAUGGCAUCCAGUUUGGGGCUGAUUUCACCUUUAACAAGACUGUGAGCUAUCAGUGUGACCCGGGCUACCUCCUGGAGCCAGCCACGGCCGCCACGAUCCGUUGUACCAAAGACAGCACCUGGAAUCAGAGCAAACCUGUCUGCAAAGCUGUCCUGUGUCCUCAGCCCCCUCACGUGCAGAACGGAAAAGUGGAGGGGACAGACUUCCACUGGGGCUCCAGCAUCAGUUACAGCUGUGCAGACGGCUACCAGGUCUCCCACGCGGCCAUCCUGUCCUGCGAAGGACAAGGAGUGUGGAAGGGCGAGGUCCCUCAGUGCCUGCCUGUGUUCUGUGGAGACCCCGGCACCCCUGCUGAGGGCCGGCUCAGUGGGAAAAGUUUCACCUACAAAUCGGAAGUCUUCUUCCAGUGCAAACCCCCGUUCAUACUCGUGGGGUCUUCACGGAGGAUCUGCCAGGCUGACGGCUCAUGGAGCGGCAUUCAGCCCACCUGCAUCGAUCCUGCUCAUAACACCUGCCCGGACCCUGGCACCCCACACUUUGGGGUACAGAACAGCUCUAGGGGAUACGAGGUCGGAAGCACAGUUUUCUUCAGGUGCAGAAAAGGUUACCAUGUCCAGGGUUCCACGACUCGGACGUGCCUUGCAAAUUUAACGUGGAGUGGGAUUCAGACUGAAUGCAUACCUCACGCCUGCAGACAGCCGGAAACCCCAGCACACGCGGAUGUGAGAGCCAUCGACCUUCCUACGUUUGGCUACACCUUGGUGUACACCUGCCACCCAGGCUUCUUCCUUGCUGGUGGAUCUGAGCACAGGACGUGUAAAGCAGAUAUGAAAUGGACAGGGAAGUCGCCUGUUUGUAAAAGUAAAGGAGUGAGAGAAGUUAAUGAAACAGUUACUAAAACUCCAGUUCCUUCAGACGUAUUUUUCAUCAAUUCAGUGUGGAAGGGAUAUUAUGAAUAUUUAGGGAAAAGACAACCUGCAACUCUAACUGUCGACUGGUUCAACGCAACAAGCAGCAAGGUGAACGCCACCUUCACGGGGUCCUCUCCAGCGGAGCUGAGGCUGACAGGAGUUUAUAAGAAGGAGGAGGCCCACUUGCUUCUGAAAGCUUUUCAGAGUAAAGGUCCAGUGGAUAUCUUUGUAAGCAAGUUUGAAAACGACAACUGGGGGCUGGAUGGCUAUGUUUCAUCAGGAUUUGAGAGAGGAGGGUUUACUUUUCAAGGAGACAUACACGGGAAAGACUUUGGGAAAUUCAAGUUGGAAAGGCAAGACCCUUUGAACUCAGACCAAGAUUCUUCACAUCAUCACCACGGCACCAGCAGUGGCUCUGUGGCAGCUGCUAUCCUGGUUCCAUUCUUUGCUCUAAUUUUAUCAGGGUUUGCCUUUUACCUCUACAAACACAGAACAAGACCCAAAGUUCAAUACAACGGCUAUGCUGGACACGAAAACAGCAACGGACAAGCUUCCUUUGAAAACCCCAUGUAUGAUACAAACUUGAAACCCACAGAGGCCAAGGCCGUGAGGUUUGACACGACUCUGAACACAGUGUGCACGGUGGUAUAGCCCUCCGCGCCCCGGCAGGACGGUUCAUAGCCAUACCUCUGACGGACAAGCAGUGAUUCCUUUGGUGCCAUAAACCACUCUCCCUUCCACUUGCUUCGCCGCAGCGACCUUUAACACCGUCCACUGGCACACACG
Molecule: messenger RNA, 10849 nt
Organism: Otolemur garnettii (small-eared galago)
Lineage: Eukaryota; Metazoa; Chordata; Mammalia; Primates; Galagidae
Gene: CSMD1
Product: CUB and Sushi multiple domains 1
Exons: 70
Coding region: 35-10714 (3559 amino acids)
Source: RefSeq, a predicted model, not a curated record